This is a messenger RNA of Sparassis crispa, 357 nucleotides long. RefSeq lists its product as hypothetical. The record is from RefSeq and is a predicted model, not a curated record. The transcript has a single exon. NCBI's taxonomy places the organism in Eukaryota, Fungi, Basidiomycota, Agaricomycetes, Polyporales, Sparassidaceae. The coding region runs from base 1 to 357 and encodes 118 amino acids.
AUGUGUCAGAUUGGCCAUCUGACAUGGAGGGAGAUGGUGCAUUCUCAUUCCUCGUGGUGCUGCAGCGGCCAAAGUCCACCGGCAGCGUGCGGCUCAUCGGACGAUCCGCGAGCAUGCCCGGCAUGCGACCUCGGAACUCUGCAGGCCCCAGAAGACCUGCCCGUGAUUUCUGCCCGUGAUGCGCAAGGGUUCAAGUUUGCGCUGUGGCUCGAGGAAGAGAUGCGCAAGCUGGUAUACCUCUGCGCGACUGCACGUCCCAAAGAUCAGAGCGACGAGGACCUCGGCGCGUUUAUCGUGCACGGAGCACGGACGACAUACCAGUUCUCGUCAACGUGUCGCAUGGCGCCGCUCUUUUGA